CAGCCCAUUUGCUCGAAUUGCCAGACCAAAGUGUCUCCUCUCUGGCGACGGGAUGACCAGGGAGCGUUUCUCUGCAACGCUUGCGGAUUAUAUCUCAAGCUGCACGGAAAGUCGCGUCCCCUGAAUCUGAAGACGGAUGUAAUCAAAAGCCGGAAUCGCGUUAAGCCAACCGGCCAGAAGCGAAAGCUUAGCGACCCAAACGGUCCCGCACCCUCAUCCACCCACUCCACCCCCCGCACCGACACGCGGCCCGAUGUGCGCAAAUUCCCCUCUGCCUUCUCCGACCGCUCCGGCUCGCCUAUCUCCCGCACUACCACCCCGGGCCUCCACCACCCAUCCGCCCACAUCGCACCCCAACACCUCUUCGACGCCGCCACCCUGAACAACCAUGCCUUCCCCGCCAGUGACCAUCCCCGCCCUCGAUCGCCCGGCGACGGCGCGGCCGCAACCCCUGGGGAUACCUACCCCUCGUACGAAUACCUAUCGGCAUCAAACACUACCUUGCGCAUCCGAGUGAAUGAGCUGGAGGUGAUCAACGGGUUGUUUGGCAGCCGGAUCGAGCAACUGGAGGCGAACGAGGUGGGGUUGCGGGAGAGGUUGACGGAGCAGGAGGAGUCGGCGGAUGCGAUGGAUAGGAUGGUGAAGGCUUUGGAGAAGGCGCAGGCGAGAGUGCGGGCGGCGGAGAACGAGGUGGAGCGGUUGAAGAAGAUGGGAAGGGAGAUUGGGAAGAAGAUGGGGGAGCUGGAUGGGGAGGAGGCUGUGAUGGAGGAUGUGAUGGAGAAUAAUGAAGAGCGGGAAGAUGGGGUAGAUGGCCCGGAGACGGUGGCGGAGGUCGAGGAGAAGACCGAUGCCAACGAGGCCUAA
This is a messenger RNA of Eremomyces bilateralis CBS 781.70, 864 nucleotides long. RefSeq lists its product as uncharacterized. The annotation marks the transcript as partial. The transcript has 2 exons. The record is from RefSeq and is a predicted model, not a curated record. Gene Ontology annotation, molecular function: RNA polymerase II cis-regulatory region sequence-specific DNA binding; zinc ion binding; DNA-binding transcription factor activity, RNA polymerase II-specific. NCBI's taxonomy places the organism in Eukaryota, Fungi, Ascomycota, Dothideomycetes, Eremomycetales, Eremomycetaceae. Gene Ontology annotation, biological process: positive regulation of transcription by RNA polymerase II; negative regulation of transcription by RNA polymerase II.